GUGCACUCAAGUGCUUGAAUUUUGUUGCGUUGUGUAGCUCCAGGGGAAGACUGGCAAUGAAGAGAAGCUAUGAAGGGAACAUCUGCAUAGAAGGCAGACACAGGAUUCCAGCGACGAUGUCUAAGCACCACGAUGUGGGGACCGCUUUCAUCCAGACCCAGCAGCUGCACGCCGCCAUGGCAGACACCUUCCUGGAGCACAUGUGCCGCUUGGACAUAGACUCAGAGCCAACCAUUGCGAGAAACACUGGCAUCAUCUGUACCAUCGGCCCAGCCUCCCGCUCGGUGGAGAAGCUGAAGGAAAUGAUUAAAUCUGGAAUGAAUGUUGCCCGCCUCAACUUCUCUCACGGCACCCACGAGUAUCAUGAGGGCACAAUCAAGAAUGUGCGAGAAGCUACAGAGAGCUUUGCCUCUGAUCCCAUCACCUACAGGCCUGUGGCUAUUGCACUGGAUACCAAGGGACCUGAAAUCAGAACUGGACUCAUUAAGGGAAGUGGCACAGCGGAAGUGGAGCUGAAGAAGGGUGCAUCGCUCAAAGUCACCCUGGAUGAUGCUUUCAUGGAGAGCUGCGAUGAGAAUGUGCUGUGGGUGGACUACAAGAAUCUCAUCAAGGUUGUAGAUGUUGGCAGCAAAAUCUAUGUGGAUGACGGUCUAAUUUCCUUGCUGGUUAAGGAGAAAGGCAAGGACUGUGUCAUGACUGAGGUCGAGAACGGUGGCAUGCUUGGCAGCAAGAAGGGAGUGAACCUGCCUGGCGCCGCUGUCGACCUGCCUGCGGUCUCUGAAAAGGACAUUCAGGACCUAAAAUUUGGUGUGGAGCAGAAUGUGGAUAUGGUGUUUGCUUCCUUCAUCCGCAAAGCUGCUGAUGUCCAUGCUGUCAGGAAGGUGCUAGGGGAAAAGGGGAAGAACAUCAAGAUCAUCAGCAAGAUCGAGAACCACGAGGGUGUGCGCAGGUUUGAUGAGAUCAUGGAGGCCAGCGAUGGCAUUAUGGUGGCCCGCGGUGACCUGGGAAUCGAGAUCCCUGCGGAAAAAGUCUUCCUCGCUCAGAAGAUGAUGAUUGGGCGCUGCAAUAGGGCUGGCAAACCCAUCAUCUGUGCCACUCAGAUGCUGGAAAGCAUGAUCAAGAAGCCUCGCCCGACCCGUGCCGAGGGCAGCGAUGUUGCUAAUGCCGUCCUGGAUGGAGCAGACUGCAUCAUGCUCUCUGGAGAGACUGCCAAGGGAGACUACCCGCUGGAGGCUGUGCGCAUGCAGCACGCUAUCGCUCGUGAGGCUGAGGCCGCAAUGUUUCAUCGUCAGCUGUUCGAAGAGAUUUUCCGCCUCAGUGUUAACAACAGGGACCCUGCCGAUGCCAUGGCAGUUGGCGCAGUGGAGGCUUCUUUUAAGUGCUUAGCUGCAGCCCUGAUAGUUCUGACUGAGUCUGGCAGGUCAGCGCACCUGGUAUCCCGGUACCGCCCACGGGCUCCCAUCAUCGCUGUGACCCGUAACGACCAGACAGCACGCCAGGCCCACCUUUACCGUGGCAUCUUCCCUGUCCUGUGCAAGGAACCAGCCCAUGACGCGUGGGCGGAGGACGUGGACCUCCGGGUCAACCUGGGCAUGAAUGUCGGCAAAGCCCGCGGGUUCUUCAAGAGUGGUGACCUGGUCAUUGUCCUGACGGGCUGGCGCCCUGGCUCCGGCUACACCAACACCAUGCGCGUGGUGCCCGUUCCCUGAGCGACACCGCGGCCCCUGCACCCCCUCCUGCCCCCUGCCCUUGCCCCUUGUGUUCGACCAGCCAGCGCUUGUGAUGUCCCCCUUGGCCCUAGCGUGGAUGUAGGUUGCUAAACACCACCCAGUGCAGCAGCAGCAGGGGGAAGAGACCUUCAGUCACUAAAAA
Opisthocomus hoazin is the source of this 1872-nucleotide messenger RNA. NCBI's taxonomy places the organism in Eukaryota, Metazoa, Chordata, Aves, Opisthocomiformes, Opisthocomidae. The record is from RefSeq and is a predicted model, not a curated record.